Coregonus clupeaformis (lake whitefish) is the source of this 1001-nucleotide messenger RNA. RefSeq lists its product as uncharacterized. The transcript has 5 exons. The record is from RefSeq and is a predicted model, not a curated record. Lineage: Eukaryota; Metazoa; Chordata; Actinopteri; Salmoniformes; Salmonidae. The coding region runs from base 72 to 926 and encodes 284 amino acids.
GAGGUCAUAGAUGCACUGCAAGAAAGCGAGAGCCCACAAGCCAGGCUCUCACAGCUUUGUAUGGAGACCCAAUGAAAGAGCUGAAGCAGUUGAGUACUCACUCAAACAUCAUUGAUAUAGGAGAAAACAUACACCAGUAUUACAUGACAGAGUUUCAGAAAGAGAAGGAGGAGUGUAUUAGAGCUGCUACUGAGGAGGCGUGGGGCAAGGCUGAUCUGGAAAUGGAGAAAAUAGUGUUAGAGACACUUCAGUUGGCCAGAAAGGAGAGAGAGCUCUUGAGGAGGAAAGUGGAAAAUGCAAACUCUUAUUUGCAGGAGACCUUGGUUGAGUAUGAUAUCAAAACAAAGCGCAAGGUCAGGUCCGACAUUGAGAAACUGCGCGAACGAAACGAAGAGAGGGCCUCUCAGGAAAUCCGAGGGGCCAUAGAGAAGAUAGCACAGCGGCAUGCUAAGAGUGUUGUGAGAACUCGAAGAAAAGAGAAACAAACUACUGCACACGCUGCCACUAUCCUGGAGAUGGACUUUAUGCUGCAACCGGAGGAUGCGAAGGCUGUGGCCAGCAAGAAAAAAGAUGAGAUACUGGCAGAAGUGAGGGCAGUGAUGAUAUCCAGCAUCGCUGGCAACAUCGAGAGAACCCGCAGGGAGGAGAAGGAUAUUGCCCAACACAAUAUAGUUGAGGCAGAGGGGCGGUACAAGGCAGAACUGACUGCCCUGAAGGAGUCAACACAAGAGCUGCAGACUCUGUUGGACAAGACCAUCAGAGACCUCCGCACAGCUAUAGCCGAUAAGCAAGUGUAUAUGGAUGACCUGGAAGAAACAAGGGCAGCAUUUCAACAUUUCAUCAAUCAGCAGUUUAAAGAAUUGAAGCCUGACCAAGCUGACUUUAUCCUCCCGUCAAAGAAAAUGUACAGGUUGAAUGACAAGUGAACGAAUUGAAGCUCAGAAAAUGCCUCUCUUUGGCUUAUCACCAUUGGUCAACUGCAAUAAAUCUCAUUAUCCACA